Messenger RNA from Echinococcus granulosus, 531 nucleotides. RefSeq lists its product as hypothetical. The record is from RefSeq and is a predicted model, not a curated record. The transcript has 2 exons. Bases 1 to 531 code for a protein of 176 amino acids. NCBI's taxonomy places the organism in Eukaryota, Metazoa, Platyhelminthes, Cestoda, Cyclophyllidea, Taeniidae.
AUGUCCCAAUCUCCAGAAGGUGAACUACAAGUUGCCUCAGACAAGGUAGCUUUGCUUGGUUUCAUCCUUCGUAUGGCACUCACUCACUGCACAGAAGGUCGCUGUCUACCUCCACUGUCUGCCCAACAUGGUGGACAACAGCAGUCCCUGGCCUUUAGAAGUACGAUGCCACCUAAUCAUAGUUCGUUAAACUUCAGCAGGCUUCAAAGAUUCGAUUCACACUAUCUUGUUAUAACAAGCAUAAGAUCCGAAAAGAUACUAGGUAAAACCUCUCAAAUACCGUCAAAUAUUAACAAAAGAUGCAAAUGCAAAAGGUGCAAGCGUAUACCAUCACGUCCUUCCUGUAAAAGUCUUCCUAACAAAGUGCCCUCUAAGUUGCAAUUUGUCAUGCAUAAAAAGUGUUUAUUAAUUUACCACAAUGAAGGCGUUCUAGAAUAUCGCAUUAAAAAUUAUACAUGUGGUAUCAAGUUACUUAUUAAAUAUUUUGUUACUUUAUUAAAUAAAAGUCCUAAAAGUUUUUGGCAAAAAUGA